ACCCUGACACUUACCCCAGACAUGCUGUUGCUGCUGCUGCUGGCCCUGCUGUGGGCAGGGUCCCUGGCUCAGCAUCAAGAAUUCCAGCUGCGAGUGCAGGGGUCCGUGACGGUGCAGGAGGGCCAGUGCAUCUUCGUGCCCUGCACUGUGAUCUAUCCCAAGAUAGGCUGGACUGAGUCUGACGUAGCUCAUGGCUACUGGUUCCUGGAAGGGGCCAAGUCAGGCGAGGAUGAUCCUGUGGCCACAAACAACCCCAAUCGUAAAGUGAAGGAUGGGUCCAGGGGCCGAUUCCGCCUUGUCGGGGACCCCCGGACCUCCAACUGCUCCCUGCACAUCAGAGAUGCACAGAAAACAGACACAGGGAAAUACUUCUUUAGGGUGGAGCAAGGGUCCUGUGUGAAAGAGAAUUACAAAAACAUGCUUUCUGUACAUGUGACAGAAAAUAAAUCAGGUCAAGAUCUGGUGCCAGACAUCCACAUCCAAGGGACCCUGGAAUCUGGACACCCCAACAACAUUACCUGUACAGUGUCAUGGGCCUGUGACAGAGAGACACCACCCAUCUUCUACUGGAUGGGGCCCAACCUCCCACCCCUGGGUCCCAGGACUCCCAACUCCUCAGUGCUCACCCUCACACCAGGGCCUCAGCACCACGGCACCAACCUCACCUGCCGGGUGGACUUGCCAGGUGGUGAGAUCAGGGAGAGGACCAUCCAGCUCAACGUGACCUACCCCCCACAGCUGCAGGGACCCUCCUGCUCCUGGGAGGAUGAGGGUCUCCACUGCACCUGCUCCUCUCGAGCCCAGCCAGCCCCCUCCCUGCGCUGGUGGCUCGGGGAGGCCCUGCUGGAGGGGAACUACAGCAAUGCCUCCCAUACGGUCACCUUCCACUCAGCAGAGCCCUGGGCCAACAGCUCCCUGAGCAUCCGUGGGGAGCUUACGUCCAACCUCAGGCUGGCAUGUGAGGCCCAGAAUGCCCACGGGAAAGAGACAGUGACUGUCCUGCUGCUGCCAGGGAGACCAGGAUAUAGGACAGGAGUGAUUCAAGGGGCUGUUCGGGGAGCUGGUGCCACAGCCCUGCUGGCUGUCUGCCUUGGCCUCAUCAUACUGAGGAUCUGCAGACAAAAGUGGUCAGAGAAGGCAGAGAGCCAGAAAGAUGUCUCACAGGAGCUGACUGGAGCCCAGAAAAAGCAUCUCCGAAAAGAAAGGUGUGUCAGGGUCUGAUUCUUAAACAGCUAACAGCCCUCUGAGCCAAAGGUCAUGAAUGGAAUCAUGAAGUUCCUGGGAGUGGCUGAAGUGGCAGAGAUUCCUGGGAUCGAUUCCAGGCUCAGCUCCACUUGAGGGUGUUCCAGCAGGCAAGUCACUUUACCUCUGUGUGCCUCAGUUUCCUGCUCUGUAACAUGGGGGAUAAUUCAAUGACCUACAUUGUUAAGUGAGAAAACAUGCACCAUUGGCAUUAAGGACAUUGUUAUGUACCAAGUUCACCUCAGGUCAAAGGGAGAGGUCACUUUUGUCUCUACCUCUAUCUUCUACUUGGUUGAUGAUUUUAAGAACAUGUGUUAUCUUCAUUGGGUGGAGAGGAACUUGUAUGAUUUUAAAAUAUUUCUAUUUCUAAAUGUAACUCCUUGGCAGGAGAAGAUAUUUCCCAAUACAUGUAUGUGACAAAGGCUUCAUCCAGAGUCAAUAAAGACUGUGUAAAGAUCUUCCAAAAAUCAGUGAGAAAAAGGCAGACAACCCGAGAGAAAAAAUGGGAUGUUCAAAGGGCCAACAAGCACAUGGGAAGGUGGCAGGCUUCAGUAGCAAUCAGGGAACUGCAAAUGGAAACUGCGGUACUCUGCCCCCACACUGGCGAAAAUAAUAAAAAGAAUAUAAAAAAUACCAGGUGUUGAGAACAUAUCACUGAGUGAAAAAAAAAUCCAGUCACAGAAAGACAGACACUGUUAUCCCAGUUACACACUGUAUCUGCCGCCAUUAAACUCUGAAAAACAGAGGGCACAGGGCCCCCCACCAGAGGGGCUGAUUAACUCCUGCAUGAACAGGAGUCAGAGCCUCAUCUGGGAGCUGUGCUGGGUCCCCUACGGUGUAGGACUCGUAAUGUUCCAGUGAGAGUGGGGGAGAAGGGUAGUAGGGGUCCCUGUGAGGAGAAGGCAGUGCUCACUAAAUCAUUCAUUCACUCACUCACUUAUGCAUUCAUUCAUUCACAAGCAGUCAGUGAGCAUCUAAGUGUCAGUUGGCUGAAGACAAGACAAGAGGGGACCUGUGGAUCUGCUCCAUGUCCCUGAGAAAGUCCCCACCAGAGACCUCCCUCCCUCCCAACACAGGAAGGCAGUUUUAGAGCUGCGGUCACUGGUCAGUUUACCAUGUUUCCUGUUCACAUGCUGUGCAUUUUCUAACAAUGUAAGUGCAGGAUUUUUUUAAAUCUAAUAAGCUGAGGAAGUACAAUACUGUUUUCCAAAGCAGAUGCACAGUUUUAUAACAUAGAGCAAGGCAAAGG
This is a messenger RNA of Phyllostomus hastatus (greater spear-nosed bat), 2491 nucleotides long. RefSeq names its product sialic acid-binding Ig-like lectin 13. The transcript has 7 exons. Lineage: Eukaryota; Metazoa; Chordata; Mammalia; Chiroptera; Phyllostomidae. The record is from RefSeq and is a predicted model, not a curated record. Gene Ontology annotation, cellular component: plasma membrane. Gene Ontology annotation, biological process: cell adhesion. Gene Ontology annotation, molecular function: sialic acid binding. The coding region runs from base 22 to 1221 and encodes 399 amino acids.